Molecule: messenger RNA, 3809 nt
Organism: Trifolium pratense (red clover)
Lineage: Eukaryota; Viridiplantae; Streptophyta; Magnoliopsida; Fabales; Fabaceae
Product: FT-interacting protein 7
Exons: 1
Coding region: 461-3601 (1046 amino acids)
Source: RefSeq, a predicted model, not a curated record
GAUGAGUAUACUCACUUUUCACACCAAAACCACUCACCCUAAGCAAAUCAAACAUGGAAAGGAAGGUACCACUAGAAUCUCCCACCUAUCAAAACCUUAUGAAUUUAUCAAAGGGGCCACCAAAUAUCAUGUACUAGUACAUAUCCCCUCCCUCUCUCUCUCUCUCUCUCCUCAACAAAUGUUUCUGUCUUCACACUCCAAAUGAGCAUCUCAUCACCACUACUACCUCCUACUCUUGGCCCCUCUCUCCUAUUCCCAUUUAUGUUUUCUUCUUUUCCAUUUCAACAACCUACUCUUUCCUUCACUCUCCACUUUUAAAAAUAUCAUUUUUUUUCUUCCUUUUUCUCUAAAAUAAAACAUUAUUAUUACUCAAUGAACUCUCCAACACUUAUUUAACCUUCUUAUUCCAAAUUCUAAACUUUACUAAAAUCAUAAACUUAUCAUACCAUAUAAUUCAUUCAUGAUGAACAAAUUGGUGGUGGAAGUUCAUGAUGCUAGUGACCUCAUGCCAAAAGAUGGAACAGGUUCAUCUAACCCUUUUGUUCAAAUAACCUUUGAUGAACAAGAAGUGAAGACACAAACCAAAUACAAAGACCUCAAUCCUUAUUUUAAUGAAAAGUUUGUUUUCAACAUAAACACUUCAAGAGAUCUUGCUCAUAAAACAGUUGAAGUUUCUGUUUACAAUCACAAUGAGGAAAAACCAAGUAGUAAAAAAAACUUUCUUGGAAGGGUUAGAAUCUCAGGUAAUUCUAUUCCUUUAUCUGAAUCUGAAUCUAUUAUCAAACGAUACCCUCUUGAACAUUCAAAAGGAGAUAUUGCUUUAAAAAUGAUUGCUUUUCAUGACCCUUUUGCUAAUACACCUCCUUCUCCUAAACCUCACCCUCCUCCACAACAUUCACAAACAAAAUCUAGUUCUUUUUUUGAAGAACAUGAUUCUGACCAUGAUGAUGAAAUCCCUUUGCAAGAAAUAAACACUAACAUAAACAUGGAAGAUGAAGAAAUGUUUAGUGAUAGUGAGAAAAAGAAGAAGAAUAAGAAGAAAAAAGAAAAAGAAGUUAGAACUUUUCAUUCCAUUGGAACUGAGAAACCUUCUCAUGGUCAUGGUCAUGGUCAUAGUCAUGGUCAUGGUCAUGGUCAUGCUCAUGCUCAUGCUCCUGCUUCUGCUUUUCCUCCUGUUCAUCAAGCUCCAAAGUUUCAAUCUUUUGUGCAACCAGAAACUCAAACAAGAGUUGAUUUUGCAAAAUCAGGGCCACCAAAUGUUAUGUUAAUGCAGAUCCCAAAACAGAAUCCAGAAUAUGCAUUGACUGAAACAGCUCCACCACUUGCAGCUAGGUUGAGGUAUAAAGGAGGGAAUAAGGUAUCAACAACUUAUGAUUUAGUUGAACAAAUGCAUUUUUUGUAUGUGAAUGUUGUGAAAGCAAAAGAACUACCUGUGAUGGAUAUCUCAGGUAGUCUUGAUCCUUAUGUUGAAGUGAAACUUGGUAACUACAAAGGUGUUACAAAGCAUUUGGAGAAGAAUCAGCAUCCUGUUUGGAAGCAAAUCUUCGCCUUUUCAAAGGAUAGGUUGCAAUCAAAUUUACUUGAAGUUACUGUGAAGGAUAAAGAUCUUAUCAGUAAAGAUGAUUUUGUUGGUAGGAUUAUGUUUGAUCUCAAUGAGGUGCCGGUUAGGGUUCCGCCCGAUAGUCCUUUGGCUCCUCAGUGGUAUAGAUUGGAAGAUAAAAAGGGGAUGAAGAUAGAGGAUGGUGAAAUCAUGCUUGCUGUUUGGAUGGGAACACAAGCUGAUGAGUCUUUUCCUGAGGCAUGGCAUUCUGAUGCUCAUAAUGUUAGUCACUCAAACCUCUCGAAUACACGGUCAAAGGUGUAUUUUACGCCUAAGCUUUAUUAUCUUAGAGUUGAAGUUAUUGAAGCUCAAGAUUUGGUUCCUCAUGAUAAAGGAAGAGUUCCACAAGCUUCUGUUAGAGUUCAGCUAGGAAAUCAGAUGAGAUUCACAGGGCCUUCUCAAAUGAGAGGUAUUAACCCUAUUUGGAAUGAGGAGCUUAUGUUUGUGGCAGCAGAACCUUUUGAGGAUUUUAUAAUUGUGACAGUUGAGGACAAAUUUGGUCCUACCAAUGUUGAAAUCUUGGGAAGGGAGAUUAUGUCAGUCAGAAAUGUUCCACAAAGGAUGGAGACUGGAAAGCUACCGGAUUCUCGUUGGUUCAAUCUUCAUAGGCCUAGUGCAGUCGGCGAGGAAGAAACAGAGAGAAAGAAGGAGAAAUUUUCGAGUAAGAUUCAUCUCCGAAUUUGUCUUGAGGCGGGGUAUCAUGUUCUUGAUGAGUCCACGCAUUUCAGCAGCGAUCUUCAACCAUCUUCGAAACACUUGAGGAAGAAAAACAUUGGUUAUCUUGAAGUUGGGAUACUUAGUGCGCGGAAUUUGCUACCUAUGAAGGGAAAAGAUGGUAGGACUACUGAUGCAUACUGUGUGGCCAAAUAUGGCAACAAAUGGGUUAGAACAAGAACUCUGCUUGACACACUGUCCCCUAGAUGGAAUGAGCAGUAUACAUGGGAGGUUCAUGAUCCAUGCACUGUGAUCACAGUUGGUGUUUUCGACAAUCACCACCUCAAUGGUAGCAGUGACCACAAAGAUCAGAGAAUUGGAAAGGUAAGAAUUAGGUUAUCAACUCUUGAAACUGAUAGAGUAUAUACUCAUUUUUAUCCUCUAUUGGUUCUACAACCUAAUGGCCUGAAGAAGAAUGGAGAGCUUCAUCUGGCUGUGAGGUUUACUUGCACAGCUUGGGUUAAUAUGGUAGCUCAAUAUAGUAGACCUUUGCUUCCAAAAAUGCAUUAUGUUCAACCGAUACCUGUUAGGCACAUUGAUUGGCUCCGCUAUCAGGCCAUGCAAAUUGUGGCAGCAAGGCUAGCAAGAGCUGAGCCACCGCUUCGACGUGAAUCAGUCGAGUACAUGCUUGAUGUGGAUUACCAUAUGUGGAGUCUAAGGAGAAGCAAAGCAAACUUCCAUCGCAUAAUGUCGCUACUCUCGGGUUUUACAGCUGUGUGUAAAUGGCUUAAUGACAUUUGCACUUGGAGAAACCCAAUUACAACUUGUCUUGUUCAUGUCUUGUUAAUUAUACUUGUUUGCUACCCUGAGUUGAUGUUGCCAACCAUUUUUCUUUACUUGUUUGUGAUUGGUAUUUGGAAUUACCGGUUCCGACCAAGGAAUCCACCUCACAUGGAUGCUAGGCUUUCACAAGCAGAAGUUUGUCAUCCAGAUGAAUUGGAUGAGGAAUUUGACACUUUUCCAACUACAAGACCUUCAGAUAUUGUGAGAAUGAGGUAUGACAGAUUGAGAAGUGUUGCAGGUAGAGUACAAACUGUGGUUGGAGAUUUAGCUACUCAAGGAGAAAGAGCUCAAGCUCUACUAAGUUGGAGAGACUCAAGAGCUACAGCUAUUUUCAUCAUCUUCUCGCUGAUCUGGGCUGUAUUCAUUUACAUUACUCCAUUCCAAGUAAUAGCAAUUAUAGUUGGACUCUUCAUGCUUCGUCAUCCUCGGUUUCGGAGCAAGAUGCCAUCAGUACCAGUUAAUUUCUUCAAGAGACUGCCUUCGAAAUCAGAUGCAAUGUUUUGAUACUCAGCUUGUAUUCUAUCUUUUUUCACCUGUUGUGGAAUUAUUAUUGUUCACAAAUAAAUACUUAUGAAUAAUCAGACUUGCACCAUUACACCCAAAUUAAAUAGGGUAUAGGUAAAAUGUGCAUAGUUCACUUCCAUUUUCAUUAUAUGUAUAUCCCAAAUUCUCAGUUUCAGCUAUCAAAAUAAACAUUCCUUCAUCCUUGUAA